AUGGAAGCCCAACGAAAAUUGGAAAUCAAAUUUUUGGACGAAAAAGAAGGCUGGCAACUUUUCAAGGAUACGUCAGGGAUUUCUGAUGAUGAAACUGAUAACGAACUCUUAAGUGUGGCCAAAAAAGUUGCAAAAGAAUGUCGAGGUCUACCUCUUGCCCUAGUGGUUGUUGGGAAAGCACUGAAAAGCAAUAAGGCCACGUAUAAAUGGAGAGAUACACUUCUACAGCUACAGUCUUGUGUUACCAAUCUUAACAUAAUGGAGAAUAUCGUGUACAAGAGUAUAAGACUGAGCUACAACUAUCUGGAAAGUAAUGAAGAGCGGGAUUUGCUUUUGCUCUGUUCUCUAUUUGCUGAGGAUGAAAGAAUUCCAAUUGAAAAUUUGGUUCGCUAUGCAAGGGGGCUAGAGUUGUUUCAAAAUACUGAAACACUCUCCCAAGCCCAAGAUCGAGCUAAGACAGUUGCCGAUAAACUAAAAGGUUGUUAUUUAUUGCAACUGGGUGAGGGGGAAGACGAGGUAAAAUUGCAUGAUGUUAUCAGAGAUUUUUGCUUAAAGAUGGCAACUAAAGACAAAUGUGGAUAUCUGGUAGACCACACUGGUUUGAAAGAGUGGCCAGAACAUGAUACUGAUAACUCGUGCAGUGCUAUCUCAAUUACGUUUGAUAAGCUGGAUCAACUUCACAGCGGGUUGAAACAUCGAAACGCUAAGUUGCUACGGGUGAUAUGUCGCUGGUUGGGAGAAUGUAACAUUGUCGAAGAAUUUUUUGAAGAUAUGAAGGAACUCAAAGUUCUUGAAUUGAAUUUGAUGAACAUUCAAAUUCCAUCAUCAAUUCAAUUGUUAACGGGUCUUCGAACUUUGUGCUUGAUUGAGUGUGGAAUACAUUCUCAAUUGUCAAUAAUUGGGAGUCUAAAGAAGUUGGAAAUUCUCUCUUUCUAUUUGUCUCAUUUCCGUGAUUGUUUUCCCAUUGAAUUAGCGAAUCUUAGCAACCUAAGGUCACUUGACUUAAGGUUUCAGGAGAUAUCUUGUCCACUUCGGCCUGGUGUUUUGUCAGGUAUGAAGAAACUUGAAGAGCUAUAUUUGGGAGAUAGCAUUCCAAUAGAAGGAGAAGACCAGAAGUACAUAAUUGAAGAGUUAUAUUCAUUGACUUCUGUUCAUACUUUUCAAAUUUCCACACUUACUCCGAUUCUGAUGCAACUACUAAAAGUACCGUUCCUCGAGAAUUUGAAAAAAUUUCAAAUCCUCGUAACCACAACACCACGAGGCGAUUUUGAAAAUCAAUAUUUGACAAGGAGCUUGAGUCUCGAAGACGGUAUUGAUGCAAGUAUGCUUUUGGAACCAGCAUUUACCUCGUUGAUGAAGAGGACUUAUCAUCUUCGGAUUGAAGCAAACAAGGUAUUGAAGAAUCUUGUGAGUGAGUUAGAUGGAAAUAAUUUCAUUAACUUGAAGAGUCUGUUUCUAUCACGAGGCGAUUUUGAGUAUCUUAUUGAUGCCACCAACACUAUUCCAAAUGGCAACUUCGGUAAACUGGAGACUCUCAAAUUGGAACGUUUACCCAAGUUAAUAAAGAUAUACAAUGGAAAUCUUCCAAGGGUUGUCCUCGAACAACCAUUGUUCUAUAACCUCGUGACGGUUGAUAUCCACUUUUGUGAUGCAAUUACAAGCUUGUUUCAAGAGUCAGUUGCAAAAUGCUUGGUAAAUCUCCAAAGACUAGACAUAUCAUCAUGUCCGAUGUUAGAGGAAGUCGUUUCAAUGGACGUGCGAGAAAAUAAGGUUGCCAAAACUAGCGAAAUGCUUGAGUUUCCAAAACUGAAAGAAGUCCAUCUAAAUUCUUUGAGUAGAUUUAAGAGCUUCACAUCUCAAUCAAAUAGCGAUGUUGUUAGUCGAGCAUUGUUCAACCAGGUUACGUUGCCUAACAUGCAUAUUUUGGCUGUUGUUAAGUUGGAUUGUAUUGUAAAGCUACUAGGCAAGGAAACGCCAAUAACAUCUCUGCAUAAACUAAGAUUUCUGCGUGUGUCAAUUUGUAAAGAAUUGCUGACCGUUGCAGAAUCUGAUUCAAUUCAGUUACUGCAAAAUCUUGCAGGAUUUUAUGUGUCCAGCUGUUAUGCACUUAAGGUAUUGUUGGACUUUGAGGGUAUAAAAGUCACUAAUGAUGAUGCAGAAAUUAAUAUGCUUGGUCGAUUAACAGUAUUGCAUCUCAACUUCCUACCAAAAUUGGUACACAUUACAAGGAUGGUUCCAAAAAGAAUUUGUGUCUUCCAAAAUUUGACAGAUCUUCGUGUUAUGUACU
This is a messenger RNA of Olea europaea var. sylvestris, 2287 nucleotides long. Its product is annotated as disease resistance protein At4g27190-like. The record is from RefSeq and is a predicted model, not a curated record. The transcript is spliced from 2 exons. Lineage: Eukaryota; Viridiplantae; Streptophyta; Magnoliopsida; Lamiales; Oleaceae. The annotation marks the transcript as partial. Gene Ontology annotation, molecular function: ADP binding.